GGGAGGGUGGGGGAAACUGACGGGAGGACAUGCAGGCUCGCUACUCGGUGUCCAGUCCCAACUCCCUGGGAGUCGUGCCUUACCUCGGCGGGGAGCAGAGCUAUUACCGGGCCGCUGCGGGCGGGGGCUACACCGCCAUGCCGGCCCCUAUGAGCAUGUAUUCGCACCCGGCCCACGAGCAGUACCCGGCCGGCAUGGCCAGAGCCUACGGACCUUACACCCCGCAGCCGCAGCCCAAGGAUAUGGUGAAGCCCCCCUACAGCUACAUCGCCCUCAUCACCAUGGCCAUCCAGAACGCGCCGGACAAGAAGAUCACCCUGAACGGGAUCUACCAGUUCAUCAUGGAGCGCUUCCCCUUCUACCGGGACAACAAGCAGGGCUGGCAGAACAGCAUCCGCCACAACCUCUCGCUCAACGAGUGCUUCGUCAAGGUGCCCCGGGACGACAAGAAGCCCGGCAAGGGCAGCUACUGGACGCUGGACCCGGACUCCUACAACAUGUUCGAGAACGGCAGCUUCCUGCGGCGGAGGCGGCGCUUCAAGAAGAAAGACGCCGUCAAGGACAAGGAGGAGAAGGACCGGCUGCACCUCAAGGAGCAGCCCCAGCCCCGGCAGCACCCGCAGGCCGAGCAGGAGAGCGGCGGGGCUGGGGGCGCGGCGGGGAGCGGGGCCGGCUCGCAGCAGCCGCCGCCGGUCCGCAUCCAGGACAUUAAGACCGAGAACGGCACCUCGUCUCCCCCGCAGGCCGUCUCGCCUCCCGGCGGGGGAGCGGCUGCCCUCAGCAGCGCCGUGCCCAAGAUCGAGAGUCCGGACAGCAGCAGCAGCCUGUCCAGCGGCAGCAGCCCCCACAGCAGCCUCCCCUCCAGCCGCUCGCUCAGUCUGGAGGCGCCGGACCCGCAGCACCAGCCGCACCACAGCCAAGGCUUCAGCGUGGACAACAUCAUGACCUCCCUGCGGGGCUCGCCUCAGGGCGCCAGCGAGCUCAGCUCCAGCCUCCUCGCCGCCUCCGCCGCCUCCUCCUCCGCCACCUCGUCCCGGACCGGCAUCCCCCCCUCGGUGGCCCUCGGCAGCUACUCCCCGGGCCAGAGCUCCCUCUACAGCUCCCCCUGCAGCCAGGGCGCCAACCCGGGCAGCGGGGCCGCGGCCGGGGGCACCUACCACUGCAACAUGCAAGCCAUGAGCCUGUACGCCGCGGCCGCCGCCGCUGGGGGAGGCGAGCGGGCCGGCCACCUGGCCAGCAGCGGGGCCAGCCCGGUGGAAGACCCCCUGCCCGACUACACCAUGCCCAGCAGCAGCAGCGCCUCCUCGCUGAGCCACGGCAGCUUGAGCACGGCGGCCGGCCACCAGGAGGGGCACCACGCGCACCCCGCCGCGCAUCAAGGGCGCCUGGCCUCCUGGUACCUAAACCAAGCCACGGCGGCGGGAGACCUGGGCCACUUGGCCAGCGCCGCCGGCUACCCCGGCCAGCAGCAGAACUUCCACGCGGUGCGGGAGAUGUUCGAGUCCCAGCGGCUGGGCUUGAAUAACUCGCCGGUGAACGGGAAUAGCAGCAGCUGUCAGAUGGCCUUUCCCUCCGGCCAGUCUCUCUACCGCACCUCAGGGGCUUUCGUGUAUGACUGCAGCAAGUUCUGACCAAAACCGGUCCCCGCGGGCCCCCCACCCCACCCCGAACAAUACAGAACAGAGGCCAAACUUCAAGCAAGGACUAGAUCUUUUCUUUAACAAACCAAGCCGCCUCCUGCACGCAGCGAGCGAACUCUCACAUAGUUUGUACAGAGACAGCCAAAAAAAAUUAAAAAUAAGUCAUGCCUUGGUUUGUUAAAAGGACAGUGUUACUCCAAAUAACACUUAAGAGCUUCCCUCGUUCCACAAGGCUACACAAACAGGGCAGGAAUAAAACACUCCAGUAAGAGAACUUACAUCAAAAGUGACUCUGGGUUUCCAAUUCAGUUUUUGUUCUGCUUUGGUACGAUCUCCUUGAAGAAAAUCCUGGGAAAAGGAAAAGAAAAAAAAAACCAAAACAUUGCAGGACCUCUUUGUGUGUUCCUGGUUUCAGCGUGUAACGUUUGCCACUGCACUGCUUGCUCCCUAUCUAAAGCAUCUUGGGGCCCCCAGCAGCUAUAAUUUGUCUUUAAAAGAAUGAAGCUAGACCAAAAACCUUCAGGCUAACGAAACCAUCGGCCUGACUCCCUUAACAGGUUGCAGUUGAGGUGGAAAGGUAAGGCAAGGGCCACACAAAACUGCUGACAGCUAUUGUCUAGCACCACUUUUAUAAGAGACGCCUCUGUCCACACGCAUUUCCCUAUAAGUCCUGGGCUAGAUCAGCGUCUUUACAGGACACACUUAGAAACUCUGACAAAAAUCAUUUAUUUUUCAUUGUGCAAUUUCAGUUGAAGCUCAGAUGCUUAUAAAUCACCAGGAUGCACAUUUAAGAAACCUCGCACAGGCUAUUUAAAACGUAAGGAGUAAUUCUUCUUUACAUCAAACCUUAUUGACUCUUUAAUGGUGAACCCUUUACAUUAAGUUGUCAUAUGUCCUGAUCAUGCUACUAAGAGAGCUGUUUCAAAUUAUUGCAUUUUUCCCUUUUGGUUAAACAGAAGUAAAUCACAAAGUAAACAUGACAACUGAAAUGUUCUCUCUAAAAUAAAAAACAUGUGAUCAUGGAAAGACAGUGCCGGAUACCCCGGUUACUGCAUUGGUAUAGGGCAGUGAUAGCAUGUCCAGCAGAUAACGUGGAGAGUGAAAGGUUUUGGCACAUUUUUACAAGAAGUAACUUGAACAUCCACGUGGAAACAAAAGUAACUGGAUAUAUAACAACUAGAUACAGAGAAACUACCCUGAAAUAGUAUUACAGGAACCCAGACACUGUUAAUCAACCACAUCUUUAUGAUUCAAGCCUAUUUAAAGUGCCACAAACACACACAUGCUGCAUCUCUAAUGAAACUGAAAUAUAUUUGAUUAUUAAUUGUUUCUAGAUUAAACAUUAGUUAUACAAAUACCCCCUUUGCUUGAAUUUCUAUACAAAGCUCACCUAAAACACAAUUAAAAGCUUUCUGUAUGUGAAAGGAUAGCUGUAUAAUUCCACAGCAAAUUGUCUUUCCCCUUGAAGGGAAAAAAUGUUUGCGAUAAAUUCUGCCUUCAUAUUUGACUUUUUUUCCAGUGAUGUAAGGGCAGCAGGAUUUGGGGUCUCUAAAAUUGGAAAAAUGUGGGUUUUUCCCCCUCC
This is a messenger RNA of Trachemys scripta elegans, 3222 nucleotides long. RefSeq names its product forkhead box C1 (gene FOXC1). Gene Ontology annotation, biological process: cell differentiation; regulation of transcription by RNA polymerase II; anatomical structure morphogenesis. The coding region runs from base 30 to 1631 and encodes 533 amino acids. The record is from RefSeq and is a predicted model, not a curated record. Gene Ontology annotation, molecular function: RNA polymerase II cis-regulatory region sequence-specific DNA binding; DNA-binding transcription factor activity, RNA polymerase II-specific. NCBI's taxonomy places the organism in Eukaryota, Metazoa, Chordata, Testudines, Emydidae. The transcript has 2 exons.